Molecule: messenger RNA, 1433 nt
Organism: Choloepus didactylus (southern two-toed sloth)
Lineage: Eukaryota; Metazoa; Chordata; Mammalia; Pilosa; Megalonychidae
Gene: PLPP2
Product: phospholipid phosphatase 2
Exons: 6
Coding region: 290-985 (231 amino acids)
Biological process (GO): signal transduction; phospholipid dephosphorylation; phospholipid metabolic process
Molecular function (GO): phosphatidate phosphatase activity
Source: RefSeq, a predicted model, not a curated record
CCCUCCCCCCGGCCGGGAACAAAGGCCGAGUGUUUGCUCCCAGGAGGUGCGGACGGGGGCCCCGGUGGGGGGCGGGGUCCCUCGGCCUAAUCUCCACACCCCUCCCCGCCCCCAUCUGGCUCGUCCUCCCGGGACCGGGGGCGGAGGAGGAAUCAGCCAGUCCGACGGCAGAGCCGCUCUGCCCUUCGCCAUCCUGACACUGGUGAAUGCCCCUUACAAACGGGGGUUCUACUGUGGAGAUGACUCCAUCCGCUACCCCUACCGCCAGGACACCAUCACCCACGGGCUCAUGGCUGGGGUCAUCAUCACGGCCACCGUUGUCCUCGUCUCGGCCGGGGAGGCUUACCUGGUGCACACCGAGCGUCUCUACUCUCGCUCGGACUUCAACAACUACGUGGCCGCCGUCUACAAGGUCUUGGGCGCCUUCCUGUUCGGGGCAGCUGUGAGCCAGUCGCUGACGGAACUGGCCAAGUACAUGACUGGCCGCCUGCGCCCCAACUUCCUAGCCGUCUGUGACCCCGACUGGAGCCGCGUGAACUGCUCGGUGUACGUGCAGCUGGAGACGGUGUGCAGGGGGAGCUCCGUGGCCGUCACGGAGGCCAGGCUCUCUUUCUACUCUGGACACUCUUCCUUCGCCAUGUACUGCAUGACCUUCUUGGCGCUCUACGUGCAGGCCCGGCUGCGCUGGCGCUGGGCCCGGCUGCUGCGGCCCACCCUGCAGUUCCUCCUGGUGUCCUUCGCCCUCUACGUCGGCUACACCCGCGUGUCCGACCACAAGCACCACUGGAGCGACGUCCUCACUGGGCUCCUGCAGGGGGCGCUGGUGGCUGCUCUCACGGUCUGCUACGUCUCCGACGUCUUCAAAGUGCGGCCCCCGCGGUGCUGCCCGGAGGAGGAGCUGGAACGGAAGCCGAGCCUGUCCCUGACGCUGACUCUGGGCGAGGCUGACCACAACCACUACGGGUACCCAGUGUCCUCUGCCUGAGUGCGGCCCGCCUGGGCUGGCGGGACACAGGCUGUGGCUGGCUGUGUGCAGCCUGGGAGGAGCCCCCGGUGGACCUGAGGCCCUGGGAGGGCCCCCCGGACAACCUGUGACCUUGGAGGGCCCCCCGGAUGACCUGUGACUUGGGAGGGCCCCCCGGAUGGGCCUGUGGUCCUCGGUGGGUUCUGAGCAACGUGGACGGGCUCAGGCUCCUGGAGCUGCUGGGGGCAGUGAGUGGAUCCCCUCCCUGACCCUUGCACGGACCAGGAGUACUGGGGGUCCCUGGGGCAGCCCUGAGGUUUUGGGGUGGGGACCCUGCCCCCUUGCUGUUUGAGGAUCCCCUUCCUCUUACAGGGAUUAGGGAAAGCCCCAGGGAGCAGAACGCGUUCUGUUUUUGUAAAAUGUGAUGGGCGUGUGGAUUUCUAGUAAGAGGACAUCUUUGGCAAAUGUU